Molecule: messenger RNA, 1815 nt
Organism: Bombina bombina (fire-bellied toad)
Lineage: Eukaryota; Metazoa; Chordata; Amphibia; Anura; Bombinatoridae
Product: aldo-keto reductase family 1 member C1
Exons: 9
Coding region: 90-1064 (324 amino acids)
Biological process (GO): steroid metabolic process
Cellular component (GO): cytosol
Molecular function (GO): steroid dehydrogenase activity; aldose reductase (NADPH) activity; ketosteroid monooxygenase activity
Source: RefSeq, a predicted model, not a curated record
GCAGGCCCAGAGAGGCGUGGCUGGGAGAAAUAAAAGAUUGCAGAACAGAACAAGCUGAAAGUGAAAUGUAAGGCAGUGACUGACUGACUAUGGAUCUGAAGGAGGGUUCCUAUGCUGUGCUGAACGAUGGCCACAAAAUGCCAGUGGUUGGGUUUGGGACUUAUGCCCCAGAGAAGUAUCCCAAAAGUCUGGCAGAAGAUGCAACAAAGAUAGCAAUUGAAGUUGGAUAUCGGCACAUUGAUUGCGCGUUUGUAUAUGGCAACGAACGGGAGGUUGGCCGCGCAAUAAAGGCAAAAAUUGCAGAUGGGACAGUGAAGAGGGGCGAUAUCUUCUACACUGGGAAGCUUUGGUGCAAUUUUCAUUCACCUCCCAUGGUUCGUCCGGCCCUGGAACGAUCCCUGAAGGAUCUACAACUGGAUUACAUGGAUCUGUUUAUCAUCCACUAUCCUAUUGAAUUUAAGCCUGGAGAUGAUGUCUUUCCAAAGGAUGAAAAUUGCCACUUUAUUUACAACAACACAGACCUUCGAGACACAUGGAAGGCUAUGGAAGAGUGUAAAGAUGCUGGACUUGUAAGAUCAAUUGGUGUCUCCAACUUUAACCGCCGGCAGCUGGAACUGAUUCUCAACAUGCCCGGCCUGAAGUACAAACCAGUCUGUAAUCAGGUGGAAUGUCACAUGUAUCUAAAUCAGAGCAAAUUGCUGGCAUUCUGCAAGUCUCAGGAUAUUGUGCUGGUUGCAUAUGCUGUUCUGGGUUCAAGCAGGGAUGAGAAGUGGGUAGAUCAAAAUUCUCCUGUGCUUGUUGAAGACCCUGUGCUAAACACAAUUGCUAAAAGACACAACCGUACCCCUGCUCAGGUGGCCAUGCGGUACCUGCUACAAAGGGAAAUUGUUGUCCUUGCAAAAAGCUUUACUCCUGCCAGGAUCAAACAGAACUUCCAGGUCUUUGACUUCCAAUUAAAUGAGGAAGAUAUGAAAACUCUUGAGUCACUUAACACAAAUAGUCGCUAUACGCCAGUGACUAUGUGGAAGGAUCACCCCGAAUACCCAUUCCAUGAUGAAUAUUAGAAGGAUGGGAUUCCAUAAACCUGCAUCUUCAGCUGAUCAGCAUCUCACUUCUUACAGUUACAUUAUUUCCUGUCAUUGAGUAAACAUUGGCAACAAAUCCAAAUCAUCAGGAGUCUUGAAACAAUAUAUUUUACCUUUUGUAUUUAAAGUGAUGGUAAAGUUUCCAAUUUGCAUAAUCAGAUGCAGAAUGGAAAUGAUAAUUUUAGUUGGACUUUAAAUUGUCUGUUCUAAUGUUGAUACUCUAUAACUUACUUUUUAAUAUAGCAAUGAAAUUAUAACAUCCUGUGCUCCAGUCGCCCACUUCCAAAAUAAUGUUUUUUUUUUGUGACUUUACGGUUUCGACUGUUCCCCAAUCUGUGCCUAGCCACAAAAAAUAAAUAAAUCUGAGUGCCUUAUGGCUUGAACGUGGAUUGGAGAACAGUUCAAACAGUUGGCUCACAAAAAAAUUACUUUUGAAGUGGGCUGCCAGAUCACGGGGUAUUAUAAUUUCAUUGCUAUAUUAAAAAGUAAGUUAUAGGGUAUUUUCAUUAGAAUGGAUUAAUUAAAGUCCAUCUAAAAUAUUGUUCCCAAUCCAGAUCUGAUUAUUCAAAUUGUAAGCUUUACCAUUACUUUAAAUAUAUAUAAUUUAAUAUAAUUGUUGUGAUCAACCCUUUCUUUAAGAAUCUUCGUUGUAAAGGAAGAGGCGUUAACAAUUACUAGUAACCGUAUCUUCAAAUAGUGUAUGAUUUAAAAAAUAAAACACUAAAAAACA